AUGGUUACAGGUCGUCAAGCCGAUCCUGCUGGCUUGGAGUCCCACCGAAGCACACCUGCUGCUUCGGAUCCGCACCAAACCAAGCGUGCUGCUUCGGAAAGGUCCUUCAGGCUGGGUGACUCCUGGUCCCUGCGGGGCCUGGAAGGGGGGUUCAGUCGGGAUGGGAAUGGUGAAUUGGGCAAGGAGAAUGACGGAGGGCGUGAAAAACAGGUGGAGAAGAAGGGUGAGAAAGGGAGGGUAAAGAGCAUGAGCUUUAAAGGGGAUAGGAAUGUGCAGGAGGACAAGGAAGGUGACGACGAGUGGGACAAAGAGGAGGGGGAUGAGAAGGAGGAAAGCAGGAGUUUAAAUGAGGGUGAAGAGGAGACGGAUGGGGAGAGCAAACAGUUCCACGUCUCUGAUGACUUAGAGCUCGUUCUGAGCCACGGGCAAGCCCGGGUGAGAAGGAGAUUAGCAGAACGACGCCAGACCCGCGCCAGGCUUGCAGACUGCGUGCCGUGCACGAGUGAUAACGAUGGAGAAGACUCGAAGCUCCAGGGAUUUCAGUCAGGACAGGGCGGUGAGAUGGACGAGAAUGCAGGAGGAGGAGAUUCUGGGAGUGAGUUGGAGGGGUCGAGGAAGCUUCUGCAGGAAUCUGCGCCAUGCUGUGACCCGCUGGUGCUGAAGCUUAGGGUGCAGACAGCGGAUCUGGAGAGGCGUAUGGGGCAGAUUGCAGAGAAACAGGUGAGUUUUGAUGAACAGGUGAGGUUUGAUGAACAGGCGGAGAGCAAGAGGGUGAGCCGAGAGAAGUACGUGCUGAACAAGAAGCUGAGCAGAGCUGAUGCCAAUUGGGAAGCAUUGUUUCUAUCGAACCAGUCGAUGCACGAGGCACAGAUGACAGUGCAGCGGUGCAACGGGCAUGGCAUUGUGGCACAGCAGGGGACACUGGUGUGGAAGGGCUACACGUGUGAUGCAUCGGACGAGGCUCUCACGCAAUACACGACAUACGAUGCCAGUGGGGCGUGCCCUGACGACUGGUUCCCCACCCAGUCGCUCACCUUCCACCACCACUGCUUCCUGGUUCCGCCACCCCUUCUCAUCUUUCCUGCUUCCCAAUCCCUUGUUCUCCCCCCUCUUCCACCCCCCAGGGCUACACAUGGCUACACGUGUGAUGCAUCAGACGAGGCUCUAAGGCAAUACACAUCGUAUGAUGCCAGUGGGGCGUGGCCUGACGACUGGUUCCCCACCCAGUCGCUCAUCUUCCACCACCGCUGCUUCCUGGUUCCACCAUUCCUUCCCCAUCUCCCCCGUUACCCCUUCCCUUCCCUGUUUUUUUCUUUUUUGUUAAAACCCCAGGGCUACACGUGUGAUGCAGCAGACGAGGCUCUCACGCAAUACACGACAUACGAUGCCAGUGGGGCGUGUCCUGAUGACUGGUUCCCCACCCAGGCCCUCAUCUUCCACCACCACUGCCAGCUGAUUCCACCACCCCUUCCCCUCUUCUGCUCCCCUCCUCCCCAGGGCUACACGUGUGAUGCAUCAGACGAGGCUCUCAGGCAAUACACGACAUACGACGCCAGUGGGGCGUGCCCUGAUGACUGGUUUGCCACACAGUCGCUCAUCUUCCAGCAUCGCUGCUUCUCCCUGCCGCAACGCCGCUGCCGCGCCCGCACCACCAACCAAACCAUCAAUCCACUGCCCUUCCCCCAGGCGCUAUUCAAUCUGAGCGCCCUAAUAGACACAGCCCUGGUGUGGGACCACCACGCCUGCUCCUCCUUCGCCUGCCUCAACGCCCGUGUGGUCGGGGACUGCCGCCUCUGCUUCAACCUCACUCUCGAGAGGAAUCGCUGGCGCGUGCGAUACCGGGGAUCGUUGACUAUAGAGGAUGUGCUUAAAAUGAAGCAGGGAAGCAUCAGGCUCGGUUUGGACAUUGGAGGUGGCACAGGAAGCUUUGCGGCGCACAUGGCCCUUUACAACGUGACCAUCCUCACCACGUGCCUCCCCUUCCUUCCACUCUUCACCCCACCUCCAUUCUGUAGGCUUGGCUUGGACAUAGGCGGUGGCACAGGCAGCUUUGCGGCACACAUGGCCCUCUACAAUGUGACCAUCCUCACCACGGCGAUGAACGUGGAGACCGUGGUGGGGCGCAAGCAGGGGCUUCCAUACAUGGAGGCCAUAGCUUUAAGGGGACUCAUUCCCCUGCACCUGCCACACAAGGCCCGCCUACCCUUCUUUGACGGCUCAUCAGGCAUCAUUCACAGCGUCAACAAUGUUGGAGUGACUUUUGAGAAUUCUCAAAAGUCCUCCCAUCAGGCCCGCCUACCCUUCUUUGACGGCUCAUCAGGCAUCAUUCACAGCGUCAACAGCGUCAAGUGGCCCUCUUUCCUUCCUCCUUCCUCCCUGCUCUCUGCCCACCUGCCCUUCUUUGACGGCGCAUUGGACAUCAUUCACAGCGUCAACAGUGUCAAGUACCUGCCCAUGCUGGAGUUUGAAGAGAUGCUCUUUGAGUGGGACCGUGUGCUCAGAGUUGGUGGUGUCAUCUGGCUGGAGAUGUUCUAUGCUCCCCUUGACGAGUUCCCAGUGUAUGUCGCAAUCCUCGAUCUCCUCGGCUACAAUCGCCUGCACUGGCGCGUGCUGCCCUCCCCUUCCCUCCCCUGCCCUCCCCCACCUUCAGGUGGUGUGAUCUGGCUGGAGAUGUUUUACGCCCCUCUGGACGAGUUUCCGGUCUAUGUGGCUAUCCUCAAUCUCCUCGGCUAUAACCACCUGCACUGGCGCGUGCUGCCCUCCCCUUCCCUCCCCUGCCCUCCCCCACCUUCAGGUGGUGUGAUCUGGCUGGAGAUGUUUUACGCCCCUCUGGACGAGUUUCCGGUCUAUGUCGCCAUCCUCAACCUCCUCAGCUACAACCGCCUGCACUGGCGUGUGCUGCCCAAACCAGACCCGGGGGAACGCAAAGGGCCUCAUGUGUACCUGAACUGCCUGCUGGAGAAGCCGGUUAGACGAGAAGAGGGGUGGGUGGAGGCUGGGAGGAGGGAGGAAGGGCGAGGAGAGGAGGAGGGGGGGAGAGAAGUUGGGGGGAGGGAAGGGGGGACGAGUGAGGAGACGGGAGGGAAGGAGGAGGGAAUGGAGAGAGAAGUGGGGGGAAGGGAGGAAGGAGGAAGAAGAGAGGAGGGGAGAGGAGAGGGUUCGAGUAAUCAUCGUUCAGAGGGAGACGUUGAGAAAGGAAGGAGGAUUGAAGGGGAAGGCAUAGGAGAAGGAAGCAGGCAAUGGGGGGCUGAGGAGGACAGAAAAAGGGAUGAGAGGAAUGGGAAGAUGGAGAGGAAGGAGGAGGAGAGGAAAGAAGAGGCGGUGAAGGAAGAUUCAAAUAGAACUGAAGAGCGUGGAAGAGAGGAAGAGAGGAGAGAGGAGAGAAGAGAAAGGAGAAGAGAAUAUGGGAGUGAAGAGUGGAAUGAAGAGGUGGUUGAAGAGGCGGGGACGAGCAUAGAGAAAUUUGCAAGAGAGUGGUACAGGGAGGAAGAGGGAAGCAGAGAAACAGAGGGAAGCAGGGAAAGUGGCGGAAGCAGGGAGCAAGGGGCAGCCAGGGAGGACGAGAUUCAAACUGCCAAAGAAAAGGCGGAACGGCCGUCGUGGUGUGAGGAGGAUUAUGCGGAUGGAGGGAGAGGAAGGCGUGGUGCCGGUGGUUCGGAAGAUGACUCUGGCUGGGGGAAGGAGCUCUUCAGAGUUCAUCGAACACCCAAGGAUGGAGCAUCCAAGGUCAUCGUGGUUUUUGAGAAGUCUCAAAAGAGGAAGAGUGCAAGGGAUGGAGGGAGAGGAAGGCGUGGUGGCGGUGGUUCGGAAGAUGACUCUGGCUUUGGGAAGAAGCCCUUCAGAGUUCAUCGAAUAUCCAAGGAUGGAGCAUCCAAGGUCAUCGUGGUUUUUGAGAAGUCUCAAAAGAGGAAGAGUGCAAGGGAUGGAGGGAGAGGAAGGCGUGGUGGCGGUGGUUCGGAAGAUGACUCUGGCUUUGGGAAGAAGCCCUUCAGAGUUCAUCGAACAUCCAAGGAUGGAGCAUCCAAGGUCAUCGUGGUUUUUGAGAAGUCUCAAAAGAGGAAGAGUGCAAGGGAUAGAGGGAGAGGAAGGAGUGGUGGCGGUGGUUCGGAAGAUGACUCUGGCUGGGGGAAGGAGCUCUUCGGAGUUCGUUGA
Messenger RNA from Closterium sp. Naga37s-1, 4152 nucleotides. The record is from the annotation of a GenBank genome assembly. Lineage: Eukaryota; Viridiplantae; Streptophyta; Zygnematophyceae; Desmidiales; Closteriaceae.